UUUUUUAGUUAGUUGUAUUGUUGUUGACAGACAACAAACUGGCGAUUCGGAAGUAGCAGCGGGUUCGAAGUGUAGCAAGCAUAACAAUUAAACACACACGUAUACAAACCAAAGAAUUUAUAGGGGCGUCAUAAAAAAAGAAGACGAGAAAAAAGAAAGUACACUUUGUUUAUAGUUCGAGUACGUAGUACAACGUCACUCAAGCAUAAUUAAUUUAUUAAGAAGAAAUAUUUUCAAUCAUGGAUUACACACCUACUCCCUCUGUGGUUCCAGCCAAUCCUUUUGAUGCCGAAGCCGAUGCCGCUGCUUUGCGUGGCGCAAUGAAAGGUUUUGGCACUGAUGAACAGGCCAUUAUUGACAUUCUCACAGCCCGUUCCAAUGCCCAACGUCAGCAGAUAAAAGAACAAUUUCUACGUGAAUAUGGUCGAGAUUUGAUCGAUGAUUUGAAAAGUGAACUGGGUGGAAAAUUUGAGGAUGUCAUUAUUGCCCUGAUGAUGCCUCCAGUUGAAUAUUUAUGCAAACAAUUACAUAAGGCAAUGGCUGGCAUGGGAACCGAUGAAAGUUCUCUCGUUGAAAUACUCUGUACAAAAUCGAAUGAAGAAAUGUCGGAAAUUGUGAAAUGUUACGAGGAUAUGUAUGAUCGUCCAUUGGCCGAACAUUUGUGCAGUGAAACUAGUGGCCAUUUUCGCCGUUUGUUGACAUUGAUUAUAACGGGUGUGCGCGAUCCAGUGGGUACUGUAGAUCCCGAAAAGGCCAAGGAACAAGCUGAACAAUUGUAUAAUGCUGGUGAAGCUAAAUUGGGCACGGAUGAAGAGGUGUUCAAUCGUAUUUUGGCCCAUGGUAGCUUUGCCCAGCUGCGUUUGGUGUUUGAUGAAUACAAAGAGUUGUCGGGUCAGACAUUGGAACAGGCAAUUAAGCAUGAAAUGAGUGGUGAAAUGCAUGAAGCCAUGAUGGCAAUUGUGGAAUGUGUUCAAUCCCCAGCUGCCUUCUUUGCAAAUCGUCUAUACAAUGCCAUGUCCGGAGCUGGCACCGAGGAUACAACUCUAAUACGUAUUAUUGUUUCACGUUCUGAAAUCGAUUUGCUAAAUAUUAAAGAUGAAUUUGAACGAAUCUACAAUCGCACUCUUGUUAGUGCUAUAAAGUCCGAAACAUCUGGCGAUUACAAGCGUGCCUUGUGUGCUUUGAUUGGCGGUGCCUAAAUUACUGUUGAUGUUUUAUAUUUUCGGUGGUAGAUAAUGCUGGCUUUUUAUAAUGAAAAUUCCCAAUUCGUGUCUUUAGCAGCUAUAGUUGUCUAGUAAAACUUAAAAAUCCUUAAAAUAGAGAUCAUUUUUAUGUUAAAUUAUUAAA
Messenger RNA from Musca domestica (house fly), 1347 nucleotides. RefSeq names its product annexin B10-like. Gene Ontology annotation, cellular component: cytoplasm. The record is from RefSeq and is a predicted model, not a curated record. Lineage: Eukaryota; Metazoa; Arthropoda; Insecta; Diptera; Muscidae. Gene Ontology annotation, molecular function: calcium ion binding; calcium-dependent phospholipid binding. Bases 240 to 1199 code for a protein of 319 amino acids. The transcript is spliced from 4 exons.